This is a messenger RNA of Dichomitus squalens LYAD-421 SS1, 1600 nucleotides long. Its product is annotated as Gcd10p-domain-containing protein. Gene Ontology annotation, cellular component: nucleus; tRNA (m1A) methyltransferase complex. Gene Ontology annotation, biological process: tRNA methylation. The record is from RefSeq and is a predicted model, not a curated record. The transcript is spliced from 10 exons. Bases 1 to 1407 code for a protein of 468 amino acids. NCBI's taxonomy places the organism in Eukaryota, Fungi, Basidiomycota, Agaricomycetes, Polyporales, Polyporaceae.
AUGGACGUCGGCGAGGGCUCCUCCCAGUCCAACCAUGCCCUCAGUAACCGUGAGGAGACCAUACAAUUAGGCCACACGGUGCUGCUCAAGAUCCCAAGCGGAGACAUUCGGACUGUAAAGCUUGAGGGGAAUGCGACAAUAUAUCUUGGGAAAUUCGGGUCUUUCCCUACCAGCGAGCUUGUCGGCCAGCCGUUCGGUCUAACAUAUGAGAUUGUCGACAAGAAACUGAAGGUGCUGCCUCCCCGCCCGAUGCAGGAAGUAGAGGACACGGAGGCGACGAACGAGCUGAUUCAUGACGGACAAUCCGUUCAGCCCUUGACACUUGAGGAGAUCGAGAGCCUAAAAAAGUCUGGGCUGCACGCAUCAGAAAUCAUCAAAAAGCAAAUAGAGCAGCAUGCGAACUAUUCUCUCAAGACGGAGUAUAGCAAGGAGAAGUACAAAAAGCGCAAGGAGAUGAAAUACUCCAAGUCUUUCUCGGUCAUCGAGCCAACAAUGUUCAAUGUAUGUGAGUACUGGUUCCACAAGGACCAAAACAGGCUCCGGGAUAUUCGGCCGGAUGCCCUCGCACAAAUACUCAACCUGGCUAACGUCCGACCUGGGGGGCGGUAUCUCGUGGUGGACGAUGCGUCAGGGGUGGUAGUAUCUGCGGUCUUGGACCGGCUUGGGGGACAAGGACGCUUGCUUACGAUAUGCGACGUCGACUCCCCUCCUGCGUACCCCGUCAUGACGCAAAUGAACUUUCGCAAGGAAGUCACGAGCAUCAUGUCCUCUCUCAACUGGGCUACGGCCGACGAGGAUUAUACUCCCAUCCUCGCGUCCACGGAGCCGCCCUCCGGAAAGUACAAGUCCGACGGCCAGCGCACAAGGCUAAAUAAGAGGAAGGUUGCCUCCGACCUUCUCAUGCAGACGCGGGAAGAGCUCUUCGCUGGAGAGUUCGACGGAUUAAUCGUAGCGACCGAGUACGAUCCGUACUCGAUAUUGGAGAAGCUGUUCCCCUACCUGGGUGGCUCAGCAUCUAUUGUCGUCCACAGCCCUUACGUUCAGGUCGUAACAAACCUUCAAAACCAACUCCGAGACAUCCCCGGAUACCUUGGGCCAGCGGUAACGGAAGGAUUCCUGCGCAAAUACCAGGUCCUACCUGGGCGCACACAUCCGAUGAUGAACGCGUCGGGGUCGGGCGGGUUCAUCCUGCACGUCAUCAAAAUUUACGAUGACGAGUCGGCGGUCUCCGUCAUGCAGCACCGGCACCGAAAGAAGGCGAAGCUGGGCAGCGAGGACGUGUCCGCGAGGGCUACCCCGACCGGGGGAGCAAAAGAAGAGGAGGCGCAGUCGGCGGGGGCGUCGAGCGCGACGCUGACGUCGAUCGUAGAUACGGAUGCUGGUGAGGUUGACAAGCGGACAUCGUAGGAGUGUCGUGGGAGAUGCAUUGAAAUUGUAUGAAUAUUGAUCUUCAGGCCGAGCGAAGGCGAGCGUGUCAUCCCAAAAUCAGUUCUUUAGCGCAGCGCUGAGAUUGAGCCGACGCGGCGGGUCUAUGCCAAAGGCUAACCAUCUCAUUUUUGUUUGUAAUUCAGUGCAAUCCUCCAUGUAUUCCAUCCCAAAC